Ophidiomyces ophidiicola is the source of this 1455-nucleotide messenger RNA. It is a transcript of the gene AYR1, whose product is annotated as NADPH-dependent 1-acyl dihydroxyacetone phosphate reductase. The record is from RefSeq and is a predicted model, not a curated record. Gene Ontology annotation, cellular component: endoplasmic reticulum; lipid droplet. NCBI's taxonomy places the organism in Eukaryota, Fungi, Ascomycota, Eurotiomycetes, Onygenales, Onygenaceae. The coding region runs from base 1 to 1455 and encodes 484 amino acids. Gene Ontology annotation, biological process: triglyceride catabolic process; phosphatidic acid biosynthetic process. The transcript has 7 exons. Gene Ontology annotation, molecular function: triacylglycerol lipase activity; acylglycerone-phosphate reductase (NADP+) activity.
AUGUUGGAGUCCUUGAGUACCUUGAAGUACACCUCACUGCUCUCGGCGGCAUAUCAGGGGAGCCUGAAACUCCAAAUAGCCAGAACAGCAAGCUAUGAAGACCAGAUGUCAGGCUUACCCCAGACUACUUCGUCGAUAAACCCGUUUCUUCGGCUAAAAUUGCAGCAAUUGGAAAGCAAUAUAUGCUACUAUAAAACCUAUGUGGAUGGGGUUACUGGCUUGCAUAAGGACAAUGUUAUUUCGGCGGAGGAUUACCGACAAGAGACAAAUCUGGCCAAAGAAAUUGUAGAUAUUAAAAGCCUGAAGCGACUGAUUAUCAUGCUAGGAAACAAACCGAUAGCAGAAGACAUGCAUGACAGUAUUUGGUCCAGCCACAAAAGUCUAGAGGAAACAUUGACCGCUAUCAUUUCGCAUCGAUUAGACAAUUUUGCGGUACUAGACAUGAAUCCAUUUAUAACCAUGCGUAAAUCAGCGCAGGAAGCCGUCGAGCUAGGUCAAGUAGCGAUGAUACCAGCUGACGGAUGCUGGGCUCUUAUAGUGACACACGCCAGCUUUAUGGAUAUCCCACUUGAUUCCAGAUGCUCCCCCGGCGGUAUAGGCCAUUCGCUGGCCCUCGAGUUCCACCGGAAUGGGCUUCGUGUAUUUGCCACUGCAAGGGACAGAAACACUCUCUCCGACCUGAAUCAGCGGGGGAUUGAGACUUUAAGUUUAGAAGUCGAUCAAGACCAGAGCGUAUUGGCCUGCCGAGAUGAAGUUGUAUCGCUGCUGGGAGAAAAGGGCUUGGAUUACCUGGUCAACAAUGCCGGGCAGAACUAUACCGUACCGGCGCUGGACGUCGAUAUAGAUGAAGCGCGCAAAACCUUCGAAACUAAUUUUUUUGGCGUUAUACGCAUGUGCAAGGCUUUUGCACCCCUCCUCAUCAAGGCGCAGGGCACGAUUGUUCAAAUCGGUUCAAUCGCCGGGAUAAUACCCUACGUCUUUGGCUCAGUAUAUAAUGCUUCCAAAGCGGCUCUCCACUCCUUCAGCGAUACGCUACGGGCGGAAUUGGCGCCUUUCGGUGUUCAAGUCACAACCAUUAUAACCGGAGGUGUUAAAUCCCGAAUCGCUCGGCUGGAGCGUGUUCUCCCGCCCAACUCGCUCUAUCUUCCCAUCAGCGAUGAUUAUGCGCGUCGUGUUACUCACAGCCAGAGUGGCGCUAUGCCAAAUGAGAUCUAUGCCAGAAAAGUUGUCACCCAGAUUCUCUAUGGGGCCGCUCCUUGGAGAUGGAUAUGGCCCUGGAGCAAAGGCCCCGGGCGGAUGAAGUGGAUCUGGGAGGGCAACAAAGCAAAAGUUGUGUACUUGCUGAGUGCUGGCUGGACAUGGGUGGGAUUUUUCCAGAUGAUAUUAAGCCGAAUGUUUAAUCUGUGGAAACUGCGAAGAGCGUUCCUAGAGGAGAGAAAGAGAGGAAGAAGGUGA